This is a messenger RNA of Cadophora gregata, 1439 nucleotides long. RefSeq lists its product as uncharacterized. NCBI's taxonomy places the organism in Eukaryota, Fungi, Ascomycota, Leotiomycetes, Helotiales, Ploettnerulaceae. The transcript has a single exon. The coding region runs from base 150 to 1289 and encodes 379 amino acids. The record is from RefSeq and is a predicted model, not a curated record.
CCCUGACACCUUCAGGCUCUUACCCUCUGUAUUAUUAGUAUAGUCCUUCUGUAUUUCAAGACUAUUAGAGAGAGAUAAAAACACUCGUCGCAAGCUAGCGUAGUUAGAAACAAAUAUAACCCAAACCUCAAACCCUAACCCUAACCCUCAUGAUUAACAUAACACCAACCAUUAUCGAACCCACCAGAACGACCAGGAAAAUGGCAAAGUUAACUUUCGGUGAAUAUUCCAGAGAUAAGAUGGUAGCCACCAUCACUUCCUUCUACAGAUUUCAGGCAAACAUGCAUUCGAACACAAACGCAGGGUGCAACUUCAGAUAUCCGCCACCAACGGGCUGGCCUGAAGUCACAAGCGAGUUGUUCUCCUGGUAUGAUGAAACAGUCGUCGAUCUUAUUCGCCAUCUCCCAUACAUUGACGACGAAGGUCUUUUCAUCUUGCCCGACACGAAUGUCCUCGGCCACGCCUCACCGUUCUCCAUAGAAGGAAAAAUUGAGCGACUGACGAAGAGCCGACUGGAGGGAAUUGGAGAACAGCAAGCCACGACAGAGUCGAAAGAGACACUUGUUGACGAUGAUGAUGGAUACAACAGUGGCUCAGACGACCUGGAACCAUUCUACCCUGAAUAUAUGCUAGAUCUAGCCGCAGGGGGGCAAUACGGAUCCACUAUUCUGGUCGACACGAGACACAAUGCUAUCGUCUGGUGGGAAUAUGGAGAAGGAUGCAGAGAUAUUCCUAACGAAAUCAGCGCGAAAUACCCAUGCGAUUGUUGGUUCAAUUACAGCAAAGAGUCAAAUGAACUCAACCCAGACCCCGACCAGACUGGGGGCGAUGACAUUAAAGAGUCCGAUGAAAAGGAUCCCGGCUGCGAUGGCUCCGAUGAUGAAAGUUCUGAUGAUGAGGAAUGGGAUCGUUUUUGCGACAGGUAUUCACAACAAUGGAAAAUCAGCCCCGCCUGCUCCCCAGAAGACUUCUUUGAAAUGUGUAAAGAACAGUUCAGAAUCAUGAACUGGAUGCCAGUGUUGCAUGACGGCAGUCGUGGGAAGGUGGUACAGUUGUACAGGCACCAAGAAUUCGAGGGCCAGAAUCUAAGGAUGAUGCAGAUAUUGCGGGAUGCUGGGUGGCCGGGCGAUGGAGAAGCGGGAGGUUGGGACAAAGCAAGUGCCGAAGUUGCUAUGAUACAGAUGCACCGCGAGUACCAGGAGGAAAGAGAGGCAAGGCGGAGGGGUGUUACACGAGAUACACCGCUGAACGAGAAGUGGAAGGAUCUUGUAGUUCGUGAGGGUAAGUAAGUGGGGCUGGAUGAGAUUGGAUCUACGGAGGUAUGUUCGGACGUUGCCCCGCUUUGACGUUUGUACAAACAUGGUUUCAUCUGGAACCAGACACGUUACUCUAUGUCGAAACAAUAAUAACAUAGCUUUAUGACAACGGGUAUAUGUGAG